CCUUCCUUGAAUUCGUCCUCCUCCUUUUUCUUCCGUUAUUAUUACUAUUAUUUUUUGUUUUUUGGUAAUGGAGACGCUUGAAGGCAAGUUGAGAGCACUGGAGUUCGUUAUCGCCGGAACUCGGCCUGUGAAAUAAACUUUGCAUGAGAGGAUGUCGAGUUCGUCCACUUAGCCCGUGCCUUGUGAUGAUGCCACAUGGAGAAGGAGAUUUCUCACUGAUUGUGACAUAGGGCAAGAACAAAGAUAAGAAUGCUGCGAAAAUUUGGUUUCCCUCACUCGGAAGUAUCUGCUAGACAAGUAGAAUGAGUUUGGAGACAUGGUGUUACCCGUUGAAAACCCAACUUCGUACCGAUAUUUCCAAGUGGUGAUCCAAUUUUGGUAGUGCGGGGUCCACAUUUGGAGAGCUGGAAGCGGGCUGGUUGGGAAAGUCUUGCACUUGUUUUCGUAACUGGGAGCAGGGGGAGGAGAGUGACUGUCUGAACACAACGGCUGACGAAGACUAAGGGACGAGGCUCGUUACUUUUCCUCGCUUGGUGUGGAGAGAAGCCAGCCGUGGCGGUUGAGGUGCCGAUUCGUUUGGAAACCGUGUGGACUAUCGCAUACAACGCUCUUGAUUGUUUGGUACGCGAACAGAUAGCAUCAUCGGAGCAGUGUGGGGUUGUUGCGGAGUCUGGAGAACGUUUGUCUUUGAUGUUGCUGCUCAAAACGACUGUAGCAGGAGAGCGGGGUGAUGGCCUGUUGGUGAAUGGCAAGCAAGAUACGACAGAGUUCCUCGACUAGUUAGCUCGGCGUCUGCAUAAGCGCAGGGAAAUCAAGAAUUUUCGAGAUUUUUGUAGACGGCACAGGAUCGCCGUGUGGGCGUGCAAUGCUUGGGAGUUGGAGACGGUCGAUUUGAGGCCUUAAGUCAGGAUUGAGUUGAAUAUUUGGAGAGAAGCAAGAGAGCAGGAGCAGGAGCAGGAGCUUUGGGGACCAGCCAAUGAAGCUGUGGAGUAGAAGAAGGCCUUGUUAGUCUGUUUCGAUGGAUGGGAUACUGAUGAUCGAUCCUCCUGCUCAGAGACUCCGACGGGAGGGUGUCGGUUCACAAUUAAUCUUUGGUGUUCACAGGAGGGCGCUGGCAUUACUGCUCUGGUUGUACGUUGUAGCCCUUGGCCUCCUCUCAGAUUCUGCAGCUGCUCAGUGUGAUGGGAGAAACGGCUUCACCACUCCUAAAGUUGAAGUGGAUGCACUCAUUACUCUCUACCAAGGUUUUGGAGUCAAUAACUCAGGGUUUUUCAACUGGAGGAAUGGAGAUCCUUGUCAGAACAAAUGGGGAGGUGUCGUUUGUCAAAGAUUUAUGGGUUUAAAUUGCAACACAACCAUCUCGGGACUGCAAUUGACGAAUCUAAAUAUUGAAGGCACGCUCUCAUCUGCGAUCCAACAUCUGGCUAAUUUGACAUUUCUAAAUAUAAUUGGAAAUCCAAAACUGAAUGGCCGUAUACCUUCCGAACUUGGAAACCUGCCCGAAUUAGUCAUUCUAGAUUUGCACAGCAAUUGCUUCAACGAAAAUAUACCAGUUUUAAAAAAUCUUACAAAACUGCAGUUUCUAGACUUGAGCGGAAACCAGCUGACUGGUCCAAUUCCUCGUUGGUUAGGUUCUCUGGGUCAGAUCCAACGGCUGGAAUUAUCAAAUAAUCAGCUCCGUGGUUUCCUUCCAUUCGCAGCACCUAACAACAACACUGGUCUGGAUAACCUGACUUUUGCUGUUCAAAUGUCCUUUAGUAAUAAUUACUUGAGUGGCCCAUUGGAUAGUCUGGCCAGCCUUCCGAGGAUUAGAUUUUUGAAUGGCAGCGAUAAUCAGUUCAAUGGGACAUUCCCUGUUAAUCUUCUCAACGGGGAUGGGAACUUGACAAAGCUUGUUGUGUUGGACCUUUCGAACAAUAAUAUCUCUGGAUCGUUGCCAACUGUGAGAGUUCAAGGUCUUCAAGAAAUAUAUAUGUCAAAUAAUAACUUGAGUGGCAUUCUUUCGCCCAGUUUCUUAGAAAGCUAUGAUUUACGCAGAUUGAAUCUGGAUCGCAACAAUAUAUCUGGAAGUUUGACUCUAUCGAACACUUCCAAUUUGCAGUAUAUGUCGUUGGUCGAUAACAACAUUCAAGAUUUUCAAUUCCCACAAAGUUGGUGGACUGUGGCAUCUCAACAUUUAGCUCAAAAUAUAUCCAGUACAAAUUUGCUCAGCAAUACUUUCCUUGGUCAAAAUCCCUACUGUAAUGAUCCUCAGACAGAUUUAAUGCUGCAAAUAUGUCGUUCAAAUGCGAACGAGAUCCUGACAAGAGUAGUUCGCAAUGGCACCAACAACAAGAUGCUGAUAACUAUUGGUGUCAUUGCCGGAUUUAUUGUGUUGGUGGCUGCUAUAAUUGCUUUGGUCAUUAUUCGGAGACUAUGGAAAAGGAUCAUUGUCCUCCGAGAUAUCCAACGUGAAUUUGCGAAAAACGAAGUUCAACCUAACUUGUAUUCAUAUACCGAACUGAAAGCAGCGACCGAAGAUUUCUCUCCGAAUAGGAGACUAGGUCAAGGUGGAUUUGGUGUUGUUUACAAGGGCGUUCUUUCUGAUGGCACAGAAUUGGCUGUCAAACUAUUAAAUAACUCAAAUCAAGUACUUGUUGAGUUUUUGAACGAGAUUGUCACAAUCACCAACGUGCGGCAUAAGAAUUUAGUCAAGUUGAAAGGAUGUUGCGUUAAAGGAGACCAACGACUGCUUGUAUAUGAGUAUGUGGAGAACAAAAACCUUGCGGAAGCUUUGUGGGAUGCUCCUUCAAAAGGUGGCCGAGACUUGGACUGGCCGACACGGUUCAAUAUUAUUUUAGGGGUUGCACGUGGACUUGCAUAUUUGCACGAAGAAGUAACUCCACCAAUAAUACAUCGAGACAUUAAAGCUGCCAACAUCCUUCUCGACAAAAGUCUUGACCCAAAAAUUGGAGAUUUUGGCUUGGCACUCCUCUUUCCAGCUCUUGAUGACGAUCGCACUCACCUUAGCGUUAACAUUGCGGGAACCAAGGGUUAUCUGUCACCAGAGUAUGCAAGUUUCGGUCAAGUAUCGGAGAAAGUUGAUGUAUUCAGCUUUGGAAUCUUGGUUCUUGAAAUCGUCAGUGGAAGGAAGAAUAUCAAUUUGAGACUCCCAGCAGAACAACGAUAUAUCCUAGAAUGGGCGUGGAAAAUGUACGAAGCAGAGACGUUACAGGAUUUCAUUGACGCCAAACUCGUGGAUAAGUCCAGAGUGGAGGAUAUUAAGCAUGUAGUGAAAUUAGGAUUAGCUUGUGCACAAUACACAGCUGCAAGACGGCCAACGAUGUCGAGUGUAGUGUCCAUCUUAUUAGGCCACCAGCCAAUAGAUAACAUUAACAGAGAAUCUGAAUUUUCAAAAGGGCAAAUGGAAGCCAUGUUUGCUACACUACAAACGAGUUCCCUCACUCCGGUAGACGAAGAUAGUCCUCUACUUGUUGGGUUGCCUACAGCAAGCGCAAGUGGGGCCUUCAUUGAACUUGGGAAACUGAAACCCAGGUAGAGAUGAACUCUUGUAAUUGUCCGUUGCACAAAAGAUUAUAACACUGCAUGCCAUCAGCAUCCA
Molecule: messenger RNA, 3601 nt
Organism: Physcomitrium patens
Lineage: Eukaryota; Viridiplantae; Streptophyta; Bryopsida; Funariales; Funariaceae
Biological process (GO): protein phosphorylation
Molecular function (GO): protein kinase activity; protein binding; ATP binding
Source: RefSeq, a predicted model, not a curated record